This is a messenger RNA of Lachancea meyersii CBS 8951, 2391 nucleotides long. The record is from the annotation of a GenBank genome assembly. NCBI's taxonomy places the organism in Eukaryota, Fungi, Ascomycota, Saccharomycetes, Saccharomycetales, Saccharomycetaceae.
AUGGCAGGCCAUUCCCACAGAUCAUCGGUCAAGAACGGCCACAAGCCGUUCAAAUCCAAGCACGCGUCCAAAGGCGCGCUCAAAAACAUGUACAAGGGCAAAGUCGAGAAAGCGGGGUCCACAGCAGCUGGCAAGUCUGGUGCCAAACCCGUGUCGCGGCUGCAGCGCAAGAACGCUGCCAAACAAGCGCGCGAGAACAAGAUGCUCGACGCACUGCACACACGUAAGCUUUUCGAGGGCGCUGGCGGUGCAGAAAAGAUCAUCGCGGUGGUGCCCCUCACGUCCGAUGUCGACGUCGCACAGCUCGUGGCCUUGCUCGUCAAGGACGCAGAUCCAGAGGCGGACUUCCAAAUGGGUCCCGCGCCGUGCAUCUUCAGCGUUGCAGUGAAAAAGUUCAGGUGCAGCCUGAAGUUCAUCAUUCCCGACAUGUGCAACUUUGUCAGUGUGCUGGAUGCGGCCAAAGUCGCAGACUUCACAUUGUUCGGACUCAGUGCAGCUGCAGAGGUCGACACCGAGUUCGGUGAGCAGAUCGUUCGUGCAGUGGAGCUGCAAGGUAUCUCGUCGUACAUGGGGUGCGUGGCCAACCUCUCACAGGCGCACCCAAAGGAAAAAUUCCAACUUGAUCUCAAACAGUCCCUGGAAAGUUUCUUUAAGCAUUUUUUCCCCAGCCAAGACCGCAUCUACAAUCUAGAAAAGGCCCCAGAGGCGGCCAAUGCCCUCCGCACUUUGUGUCAGCGGUUCCCACGCCAGGUCAGCUGGAGAGACAAUCGUGGUUACAUGGUGGCCGAAGCUGUCGACUUCGUGGGCCCCGAAAGUGGCGACGACGGCACGCUGGUAAUUGACGGUACAGUACGUGGUAUCGGAUUCCACGCUGACCGUCUGGUCCACAUUCCAGGCUUGGGAGAUUUCCAGGUCUCGCGGAUCGAAAAAGUCAGCGACUCGAACCGUAGGUAUGUCAACAACAAAAAGAAUGAGGCUGCGUCUGACCCGCUAAAUCUAGCCUUAAAGACCGAGUUUUUGCCCACCCCAGAACAGGAAACGUUAGAUGACUAUGCGCCAGAGAAUGUAGAUGAUGAGAUGCAUUCUGAUGACGAAGGUUUCCAAUACGACGACUUGACCGCUGCUCGAUACGAUGACCAUGGCUUUUUGCCCGGCAGAGAGUUGACCGUCAAAAAGAUAAGACUACCCAAGGGAACUUCUGAAUAUCAAGCUAGAUGGUAUCUGGAUGACGUGAUCGAUGCUGCCGACGAGGAAGAAUUGACAAACGCAGACGAGGCCGAUAUGGCUAUCGACCAAGAUGACCACGACGGCGUAAGCGAUGACCUGGAAGACGGCAUGGCAGACGAGCUUUUGGAAAACCAAGAAGAUUUCGAGGAAGACAAUCAGGACGAUAUGUACGUGGAUUUGUCCCCCGAAGAGGAGGAAAGGCAACUCAACGAAUAUCGUGCUUUAGAAAAGGAAGAUCGUGAAUUCCCUGACGAGAUUGAGCUCAACCCCUCUCAACCGGCCACAGAAAGACUGAAGAGAUACCGUGGUCUAAAGAAUUUAUACAACUGCAAUUGGGACGUUGACGAAUAUGAUCCUAAAGCUACACCUGAGUGGAAACGCAUUUUGAGAAUCGGAAACUACACUAAUAUUAGAAAUAAGAUGUGCAAAGACGCUACGAAGGGCGCCGAAGUCAUUGCGGGUGAUCGCAUCAAACUCCACAUAAAGAUGAGCAAGACACUACUGCGUAGGAUAAAAGAUCCCCGCCAAGAAGCUCUCGCCGUCUAUGGUCUGUUGAAGCAUGAGCACAAAAAUGCGUUGGUCAACUUCUCAAUUCAAAGGUGGGAAGAGUUUGAAGACCCUGUUCCUUCAAAAGAACCUCUAUUUGUACAAUACGGUGUGAGGAGGUACAUCAUCCAACCUUUGUUCUCCUCGGCCUCGAACACACCCAACAACGUUCACAAGUACGAAAGAUUCCUGCAUCAAGACUCUGCUUCGAUCGCCACCUGCAUCGCGCCAGUCGAUUUCACCCAGUCUCCAGCGCUGUUUUUCAAGGAAUGUCCUGAAGACGUGAAAGGUAUCAACUUUGUGGGCCACGGCUCCUUCCUUGGCGCAGACCAUACUCGUAUCAUCAGUAAGAGAGUCGUGCUCACCGGUGAUCCAUUCAGAUUUCACAAGAACGUUCUCACGACACGUUUCAUGUUUUUCCGACCCGAGGAUGUUGAAUGGUUCAAGUCCAUUCCGCUGUUUACCAAGAGUGGUAGGUCCGGUUUUAUCAAGGAAAGCUUGGGUACACAUGGUUAUUUCAAAGCUACUUUCGAUGGCAAGCUUUCUGCGCAAGACGUUGUGGCAAUGUCGCUCUACAAGAGAGUGUGGCCUCGCACUUCUAAGCCGGUAGACUUUUAA